GCCAGUUUUUCAUAUUAGCCCGACCAAAUGCAUUUGUAGGGUUCGUCCCAAAACCAGCUAUGAAGUAUGAACAACCCCACAGUAGCUACAGACAACCCCCUCACCUCAAGGGAAAAAAAGCUUUUGGGACCUGACAAAAGGCCCCAUUCUUUUGAAUGAUUACUACUUAAAAGGGCUACGCCGACACCGAUUGAGGCUUCAAGCUCUUCCAUGAUCUAAACUCGGGCUUGAGACUCAGGCCCAUAAACCCAUGAUUACCUGCGGCCCUCCGUUGGAGUUUCUUUAUGCAUUGUUGGACAUCAGGCCUGCGGACUACCAAGGCACCGAAGGGCUCUCUUCCUCUUUCUUUUGAACGAUUUAUUUGGGCAUGAGUGCAUGACAGGCUCGGGACUUCGGGCCCAUAAACCCAUGAGAAUGACAGGUUGCAGAUUUCAGGCCCAAAACCUAUGCACCGACUCAACUCCAGUUUUGGGCAUUUUGGCAGUUUCGCUUGAGGGCGCCAAAACAGCGCAAACGGGGCGUUUCGAGUCGCAAGGCAUAACUCAUAUGUAAAAAAAAAACAGGUCAAAAAUUUCUGUGAACCCUUAGACAAACGCGAUUGCAAUUUGGGAGGCAUUCGUUCCCCUCCGAAUGUUUCAGCUGUGCUCGAAGAAAAUAUUCAUCUCCUCUUUAACUUCCGAAGCCAUCAAGCUGGGAUCUUUAUUCUAUUUCUCAGCCAUCUAAAUACUUCUUCAGGAUUACUUCACGUUGAAGAUGGGAAGAUAAUCAUCUGGUUGAAACCUGUUAUGAAUGUGGGCUUGUUGAGCAUCUGAGUAAUUAGGACUUGCAAUUCUGUCGUGUCCUUGGCAUGUAAAAGAAGGGGUCCCUUUAGUGAAUGGAUAUCAGUUGUACAUUGCCUGAUAUGAAAAUACAAAAGAUUGGUGGAGGACAAAAAGUGGUUGAGAGUGAAGAUAGAAUCAGCCAACUGUCAGAUAGUCUUCUCCAUCACAUUCUUUCUUUCCUUCCAACAAAAAAUGCUGUUGCAACAUGCAUAUUGUCAACUAGGUGGCAGGACCUAUGGAUCUCAGUUACCAACUUAGACUUUGAAUGCUCUAAUUACUACAAAAAAGAAUUUAAGUUCAGCAAUGGCUUCAUGAAUUUUGUGGAAAAGGUGCUUCUUCUUCAUUCAUCGAAUAUUAAAAUGUUUCGUCUCAAGCAUUGUGGCGUUGUUGAUAGUUUCCGUCUCAGUUCUUGGAUAUAUGCGGCUGUUAGACGUCAUGUUCACGAGCUUCAUCUAUCAUUUCGUAUGGAAACAGUGCUGAUGUUACCCCGUUGCCUAUGUACCAGCAAAACAUUAACUGUAUUAAAGAUAGAACAUGCUCGCUGUCACUUACAAUUUGCUUCAACCACUUGUUUUUCUAGCCUCAGGACUUUACAUCUUUGUGAUGUUACAUUGGUGGAUGAUCUAUCCAUCCAUAGACUAUUUUCUGGACUUCUGGUACUCGAAGAGUUGAAAUUAUGCAGAUGUGGAUGGUGGAAUGUGAAAAGAGCUAUCAUAUCUAUACCAACUCUAAGGAACUUGACUAUAGAUGUUUUCUGCCCUGGACUCAAGGAUGAAUGUCAGAUCAAGGUUAAUACAGAAAAUCUUAAGUAUGUUAGUUGUACAAGUGAUCUGACAAUUGAUUUGGUCCUAGAUAACUUGUCUUCAUCAGUUGAAACACAUAUAAACUUCGAAAGCAGUUGGAGUCAUCCAAAAGUUAGAAGCUACGCAGAGAAUUUGUUCAGGGUAAUCUGUUUUGCUAAAACCUUGAAAAUUUGUGAUGCAACCCUUGAGGGUAUUCAUUGCAGUUUUAUGGAGAAUCUUGACCUUCUCCCGACGUUUGUUAACUUGACCUCUUUGGAGGUGAAAGCAAGGGUGAUGAGCGAUACAAGCAGGGUACUAAUGGGAAUUUUGAGUAACUCGCCAGUUCUUGAAGAUGUUUUUAUUAAGGAGGUAUGUGCUGGAAAAUUGGUGAGAAACCCUUUACCUCAGGGUUUGAAUUCUUGCCUCAAAUCAUGUUGCCUUCAGUGUUUUGAUGGCCGUCCAGCAGAAAUGAGUUUUGUGACAAUUUUGUUGGAGAAUGCUACGACGUUGGAGAGGAUGAAGAUACACUGUUCCCAGUAUUUAACAGGGGAGGUUAAGAUGCUAAAAGAUGUUACCAAGCAGCUAGAAAUGGUGACUAGAGCCUCAGAGAGUUGUGUAAUUGAGCUGUUGAAACACGGAGGUCCGAAAACAGAGAAAAUAAUGUUGCAAGUUGAAUCACAUGUAUAACUUAUGCUGGAUUUCUACCUAAGUUUAAAGCGCCUGAACUCCAUUGCUAAACUGUUUCAUUUUAAAUGUAGUUUGAGUUGAAGUUUUUUUGUUCCGGUUGUGGAUGUUAAUAUGCUGUUUACAGUUGUUUAU
This is a messenger RNA of Tripterygium wilfordii, 2422 nucleotides long. RefSeq names its product F-box/LRR-repeat protein At4g14103-like. The coding region runs from base 875 to 2290 and encodes 471 amino acids. Lineage: Eukaryota; Viridiplantae; Streptophyta; Magnoliopsida; Celastrales; Celastraceae. Gene Ontology annotation, molecular function: protein binding. The transcript is spliced from 5 exons. The record is from RefSeq and is a predicted model, not a curated record.